CAAUUACGGCGACUUUAACUUUGAUCGACGAGGACAAUGAUUUCGUUCUUAAUUAGUCGAGUAAUUCGUACUCAGAGAUUGUUUUUGAAGGCACAGAAAUGCACGACAGCUGCCCAGAGUUGCUUUAAACAAUCAUAUACGAUCCUCCCUAAUGCAAUGUUACUGAUUCUGGCAGCGUAAUCAAAUCUCUCUAUCAAUGGCAAAUACAUUGAGGCCUUACUUGACGUGUAUACGAAAUACACUGGCAGCUGCUAUGUGUUUACAGAACUUCCCUUGCCAAGAAGUUGAAAGGCAUAAUAAACCAGAAGUUGAGUUCAAGACCAGUACAGAGCUUUUGUUAAAUCCUGUUCUUAUAUGUCGAAAUGAGGCAGAGAAGUGUUUAAUAGAAACAUCCAUCAAUUCCCUUCGAAUUAGUAUUAAGGUUAAGCAAGCAGACGAAUUGGAAAAUAUUCUUGCAAAGAAAUUUCUCAGAUUCUUGUCAAUGCGUGCUGAAGCUUUUGAGGUCCUUAGGCGAAAGCCAGUGCAGGGUUAUGAUAUCAGCUUUUUGAUUACAAACUAUCAUUGUGAAGAAAUGUAUAAACACAAGCUUAUAGAUUUCAUCGUCCAAUUUAUGGAAGAUAUUGACAAAGAGAUAAGUGAAUUGAAGCUCUCUGUGAACACUCGUGGGCGGCUUGUGGCAACAGAGUUUUUGAAACAAUUCACCUAAAUAUGUUAUAUUGGAGAACCUAUUGAAUAUUUUUCUGAAAGAUAAAAAAAUGGGCGAUUUUCUGUACAACUGGUAUAUUUUUUGGAAUUAUGAAAAAUAUGCCUGUAAUAGUUUAAAGGAUAACACUUCUUAUGCUGCAUUUAACUGUAAAUCCAAAGAAGACAGUUUUUAAGCAUUCAUUUACAAAAUUUAUAAGAGAAGACAAUGAAAAUCUUGUUUACAUAA
Molecule: messenger RNA, 931 nt
Organism: Cryptomeria japonica (Japanese cedar)
Lineage: Eukaryota; Viridiplantae; Streptophyta; Pinopsida; Cupressales; Cupressaceae
Product: actin-related protein 2/3 complex subunit 4
Exons: 8
Coding region: 197-706 (169 amino acids)
Biological process (GO): Arp2/3 complex-mediated actin nucleation; actin filament polymerization
Cellular component (GO): Arp2/3 protein complex; actin cytoskeleton
Molecular function (GO): actin filament binding
Source: RefSeq, a predicted model, not a curated record